CGGCACCGCCCCUCCUGUAGCGCGGCGCUCCCUCGGCAUUUGCCUUCUCUCCGCUAAGUAAAACCACUCCCUUGCCGGAAAUAUUUUGUCCUUUCCCUGAUAUGUAGUGACAGUGCCCUUUAAAGCACUGGCCACGUUUCCGGGGCCGUCGUGGGAGGUUGGGAUUCCCUUUGGGUGGGCGUUGUUGACUUAUUCUUCCCUCCGCCCCGCACAUCCUUGAUCAGCAGCAGUGACGGGGACUGGAGCUAGGGAAAGGUUUGCGGUGACGGCGAGGAGCAGGAAAUGGUGCACAUAAAAUUUCCCACAGCACUAUUUUGAAGAAAAGCAAGACAGUUUUGCCCUGGGGAUUCUGUUACUAAAACAGAUUAUCAGAUCGCUGUCUGAGAGAGCUUGCUGUCUGUAAAUUGCUGCUGCCUUUCAACAUUACAGAAGUGACUCUGCUUCCAAAGUCCCUCACUUUCUUUUAAGUGCAUUGGGAAAUCCUGAAUCAGUGCUUAAAAGAUUGCCACAUCACAGCUAUGGCUGCUCUCCUAACUGCCUUGAUCUGUGCCUCUGAGAAAUCUGCAAAUAUAGCUCGGGCUUGCAAACGAGAAGACACACUCUUCCAGCUCCUGAUCGAAGAGAAGAAAGGGCCAGAGAAAAACAAGAAGUUUGUGCAAGACUUCAAGACUCUGGCAGAUGUCAUCAUUCAAGAAGUGAUUAAGCAUGAUAUUGGGAAAAAGUUUCCGGAGCUUGCAUCUCACAUCGCUGGAGAGGAAUCCAAUCAUUUUGAAAAUGGCUUGGGUGAAACCAUUAUUGUGAAAGUCUGCAAAACAGAGCAAGCAACUGCAGAAUUGAUAAGUAAAGUGCUGGAUGGGAAUCUGAAAGCUGCUGGCCUUCUAGCUAAGUGCAUCCAUGAAGAUGUCCACAUCGAUGGUCCAGACUUGGAAAAACUAAAUAUAGACAUUCCUAUGGACACCAUAGGGAUAUGGGUUGAUCCUAUUGAUUCAACCAAUCAAUACAUCAAAGGGCAGCUUGAAGAGAAGUUCAAAUCUGGCAUCCACCCAUACGGUCUGAAAUCUGCUGCUGUACUUAUUGGAGUCUUUGACAGAAACUCAGGGCAGCCAAUCAUGGGAGUUAUUAAUGUCCCAUUUAAUGAAGCGGACCCAAAUUUAAGGUGGCAGGGAAAAUAUUACUGGGGUAUUUCCUACAACGACAUCAAUGUCCACUCCAUACCAAAGCAGCUUCCUGCACAUCACAACCAACUUUCAAUAGUCAUGAGCUCAAGUGAGAAGGAUUGCAUCAAGAAAGCAUUAGCUCCUAUCUGUGGUGAAAGAAUGUUCUAUGCUUCAGGGGCAGGAUACAAAAUCUUGUGUACUAUCCUUGGUUUGGCAGAUGCGUAUGUCAUCACAGCAGAUACUACAUUUAAAUGGGAUACCUGUGCCCCUCAUGCUAUCUUGAAAUCCUUAGGAGGGGGAAUUGUAAACCUUGCCAAAGUCCUGGCUGAGGUGAAGGAGAAAGGCCCUGGUGUUAUUCCAGAAGUCCAAUACAAGAUGCCUGAUGAAGGGUCAAAAGAAACCGAGAAAUGGGCCAACACAGGAGGCCUUGUGGCCUACAGGUCUCAACAACAGUUAGAGGCUAUUAUUAAUGCACUCUUGGUUUAAUUCUACGCACUUAGGGUAGAGUUCUACUUCACACUACAACUAAGAUACAAUAGGUUACAAAUGUGCUUUUUAUUAAACAAAGAAUCUAAUUGACCCAUCCCUAGCCAAUUCUCUUUUUCAUAAAAGUAAAAUGGAUUUAAUAGACAUUGUUUUAGAGCACUUAGACAAUGUACCAGAAAUCAGAUCUACACUGUUCUUCAAAAUAAACAAAUUGCAGGAGUAAGGAAAGAGUAGUAACUAUAUAACAGGUCUCUUGCAAUUUUAAAUCUUAUCUUUUGCAAAGCAGCUGCAAAACAAUGAAAAGUUCCGAAGCAGGUUGAAAUUCUCCCUAUUACAGAUUUUACCCAUUCUGCCAAAUCAAAAAUACUCCUGUUGGCCUCUUGCAUCGUUGAAAAGUAGGCAAACCAUAAGUUUUGCCCAAGACUAACAAUUAUGGGCAUGCUCCACUCAUUUAAAAUUGAGAUCAUUUCUUUCCUCUUCGCUGGAAAGCAUUGAUCCCUGAGUCAAGGAUCCAUCAGCCCACUGUGAAUGAAGAAUGUAUGAGCAGCCAUUUAUUUGAUUAUGAUGGUACAGCAGAGCUCAAUAUAUCUACACACAGUAUUUGGCAGAGAAACCCUAAACAGAGAUCAAGAGUUUGUCCUUGUGUCAUCACCUAAUCUAUGGGCAGUGUAGCCGUUUAGCGUGCCUCUGCUUUAUUUGAUAAGAAUUCUCUACAAGGCAUUCCAUUCCCUCAAGUCAGUGCCAGUCAGUCGUUAAAAUUAAAUCACACAAUAACCAAGGCAAAUCUCUGAAUUUGAGCCCAAAUAACAACAAAAAUAAAUCAGUAUUGUUUGAAGUUAAACUGCCUUUUGUAAUCUGUGUUACAGAAAGUAAUAAAACAUUUAACUCUACAUCAUUUUUUACAAAAUUAAAGAUUUGAUAUACAAAAAAACUGCCAUUACUGCUUUCAUUGCUAGUGCCUUUUUUAUUUGCAGAAUGCCUUUUAAUGUGUGGUCUAAAUUAAAACAAAACAGAUAAAGGGUCAAAGCCCAUAGUUUAAGACACAGUUUUGAAAAUAGAGAAAGUAAUUAGGGCAACAUCAGGUUUAAGCUUUGCAAAGCUCAAGAUUGUAAGAUUGGGGAAAACCAAGAGAUAAGUUCCAUCAUGUGAAAGGCUCUGGAAAGAAAAAGUAGGUACUGUUUGUUACAACUGUGAGGAUAUGGUAACAGAAUGUUUUCACUAGCCUCCUGGAGAAACGAGAGUAGGGGGACAAGAUGAAGGGACGGAGGUGGAUACAAGAGGGGUAUUUUUGGCCCCCUCAUUGUCCAGUAUCGUACAGCUGAAAUUUCAAAAAGACCAUUGGGCUUUGCUUUUUCCAGAAUCAAUAUUUUAAGUUAAUUCACAGAUGAUUUUACCUCAGUACAAGUUAAACGUUUGCUACAUGUUGUUGGGUCACAUUUUGGUCACUGUG
Pristis pectinata (smalltooth sawfish) is the source of this 3093-nucleotide messenger RNA. RefSeq names its product inositol polyphosphate-1-phosphatase (gene inpp1). Gene Ontology annotation, biological process: phosphatidylinositol phosphate biosynthetic process. NCBI's taxonomy places the organism in Eukaryota, Metazoa, Chordata, Chondrichthyes, Rhinopristiformes, Pristidae. The coding region runs from base 519 to 1643 and encodes 374 amino acids. The record is from RefSeq and is a predicted model, not a curated record. Gene Ontology annotation, molecular function: inositol-1,4-bisphosphate 1-phosphatase activity. The transcript has 7 exons.